This is a messenger RNA of Amborella trichopoda, 765 nucleotides long. Its product is annotated as abscisic stress-ripening protein 2. The record is from RefSeq and is a predicted model, not a curated record. Lineage: Eukaryota; Viridiplantae; Streptophyta; Magnoliopsida; Amborellales; Amborellaceae.
ACGCCCCUCCCUACAUCUACAAAUACCGAUCCGCCAUUCCUUUUCUCCCACCAUUUCUAACAGAGGUUUUUUCAUAGAGUUUUUUCAGUCCGAUUUUUCUGAAAAAUUUUCAGCUUUAUUUUCAGUGGAAGGGAAGAUGUCUGAGGAGAAGCACCACCACCACCACCUCUUCCACCACAAAAAGGAGGAGGAGCAACCAGCUGAGGUGACUGCUUACUCGGAAACCGCCACUUAUGGCGGAGAUGGUUACACUGACACAACUACAUAUGGGGCCGUAGUGGUGGAUGAACCACUUGAGGACUACAAGAAGGAGGAGAAGCACCACAAGCACAUGGAGCACCUUGGCGUGCUCGGAGCCACUGCUGCUGGUGCUUACGCCCUGCAUGAGAAGCACAAGGCCGAUAAGGACCCGGAGCACAAACACAAGCACAAGGUCGAGGAGGAGGUGGCGGCGGCCAUUGCUGUGGGUGCAGGAGGCUAUGCAUUCCAUGAGCAUCAUGAGAAGAAGGAGGCCAAGAAGGAAGAUGAGGAGGCUCAUGGAAAGAAGCACCACCACCUCUUCUAGAUGACUUCCCUACUCUUCUUCUACUGCUUUUUCUUGAGAUGUGAAGUGUUUCCUACUACUGCUUGGUUCACUAUGUGCUCUCUUUCCUUUUAAGUUUAUGUGAGUUCAUGUUUAUGCGUGUUAUGGUGGUUUUUAUAUGAAAAAGAUGUCUAUGUUAUGUUUGUGUUACCAUGAGUGAUUAAUCCUGGUUUUCUUGGAAA